AUGAAGAAAGGUUAUCCACAAGAAGCUGCAUUUGACCAAUUUAGGGUUCAAUCACAUAUAACAAACCAACGUUCCAAUACAUAUAGGCCUCCAUUAUUUCAAGCACAGCAAUUUCAUCCUGAAUUACAUUUAUUACAACAGGUAGCAACAUCACAAAUACCAUCACAUCCACAACUACAACAAGUAGUAGCAUCACAAAUACCAUCGUAUCCACAACUACAAGGAGUACCACCACAAGUACCAUCAUACCCACAACUACAAACAGUACAACAAACAACUCCAAAACAACCAAAAAAACGUGGACGACCUCGAAAAAAACCUUUAAAUCAAGGAGAAGUUUCACUGCAAAGAUCGCAAAUUAGUACAAGUGUACCUGGCUAUCUUGCAGCAUCUCUUACUGGGCCGCAACAAUUUUCUCAAGUGGUCAAUAGUGCACCGUGUUCUUUUGGUAACAAUACACAUAAUCAGCCGCCGAUUUAUUAUAAUACACCGCCGUAUGCUGCGUCGUAUUUUCCACCUACGUAUGGCGCACCCCCAACUAAUACUUUAGUUGCACAGAGAAAUUGGGACCAAAGUGCGGCGCAAAGAGCCAGACCACAGAACCAGACCGUAAAUACUGGUGUGCAUUCUGUCAACGCAAAUGCGUCCACCCAACACUUACAUCACAAUUACAACCUUACCUCGCAGACAGGAGCACAGCAUAUUGCUAAUCAAUACCAACAACAAUAUAUUCCAUAUUUCACUCAACCGAGUGAACAGUCAAAUUCAUUUGCUACAUCUGGAUCUACUCCUGCUUAUGUUGAGCCGCUACGUGGCAUUGAGGCUAUAGUUGACGGCAUAAAUGCGGGUUUCGAUAAUAGAUAUCAGAGUCAUAUCUCCAAUUCGAAUACAAGAAUUAACAACGUUUACGUUAAUCAACCUUGUAAUCAGACAUAUGCGCAUCCAGCAACGAUUUCUACGUACGGCGCAUCUUCUUUCGAAGUUUCACCGCUGAUAAAUUCUGCAGAGCGUGUGGUGACCAAUAUAAAUGCGCCUGCCAACAAUACGCUUCAAAAUCCAACCGUCAACUCUGGAGUAGCUACACAAUAUAAUAGUCUAAGUACUAUUUCGUCUCUUGGAGGUUGUACAUCGUGUAUAGAGACAAAUUUGCCCGAUACAUGCAGCAGCACCACUUCGAAUGCACCACGGAAGAAACGGACAAGAUUUAAAGACACAACGACAGACGUUCUAAAUGUGCCGAAAAAGCGCGCCAAGACAGAGUCCAAAACUUCUAGCAGCGCAAGUAAAUCUAAGAGCACCGUCGUACAGAAUCCUUCUAGCUCUUCUGACAAUAAUCUGAAAGAGCUUGAUUCUUCUAUUCAAAGUGAAGUUUUUAAUACUCAGCCGCAAGUGCAGGAAACAGCACUUAGCACAGAUAAUGCAAAUGCGCAUGCUGAGGCACUAUUGAAUACUUCUAAAAAUUUCAGUGAAGAAGAAUAUAAUUCAAUCAUAGAAAGGAUAGAGCUUCCUAGUGAAGUAAAUAAGAUACUUGAUGAUAUAGCUAGAAAGAAGCUAGAUGAUAAGUUUGAAGAUAUCAUUCAGGACGCGAGAAGCAGUCAUUCUACGCCGCAUUUUUCAAACAACGAGCUGGCUCUUGUGACUGAGAAUAACGACGCGCAAUUGUCGCAGCACCAAAAAAAAAAAAACUCCAAUAACUUUGGUGCGUGCGCGACGUUCGUCUCACCGCACACCAGGGCGUCGCCCACUGAAACUAGCGGCGUGGCGGUCGAGACGGAGUUUUUUAAGGUGUGCUCCGCGGGGGAGCGACGGUCGUCGAGCGGUACAUCUCCGACGGCCGUGCAACCACCGUCGUUGUCAUCAUCGACGGUAGCAACCCUGCCGACUGCGGUUGGCUGUGUGACAUCAUCACACAGUCACCCAAACUUGUUUGUCCCCGUUGGCAGUAAUUACGGCAACGCCGGCGGGGACAAUACCGAGGGUUUUGCUGAGCAAUUUUUACUUAAGCAAACACCCGUACGUUCAAGACCAAAUCAACAGCCGUACAGACAACAUUCAUCUCCUGUUUUGGAGUCGAUUGGGAUCCAUUUUACGGACGACAUAUUGGAAGUAGGACCGGCCACAGAACAACUGGCUAACACGUCUCCAUAUAUAAUCGCUGAUAACAGCACAGCGACGGGCGAACACCAACACGCUCCGACAUCGGACAUCACAUCCGAUAUGAAGUAUGAGUCGCAAUCAGGCCCACCGUCGGCCCAACCACAUAUGACCUCGACGGGCGUUGAACCACCUCAUAGCAGCCAGGGUCCAGGCAUGAUGGUGGGUAGUUCACCAACAGAUGCCGAAGGGGUCACCGUUAUGCUACCGACGUGGAACGGUGGAACACCGGACUAUUUGGACCAGUCCGGCAUUAAGCAGACGACUCAAAGUCUAUCAGACACCUGGGACUCGCUGCUUAUAGAACAAUCGCUAGAUGUCCCACAGCCACAGAUAGCGGCGGAUAGAAGACCAUUGCCUUCCUUCGUUGGCUAUACUAGUCAUCUUAGUAUCAACGGAAUAUCAGGUCUUCACUACCACGCGAUAGCAUCGUCGGCGCAGCGCUCAGUGAUACCGUCUGGCUCACCAACACAGUCAACCAAUCCAGAGUACUACGCCAGUGUUGUUCCUGACACGCAGGAGUAUCAAGAGCCACCUGUAGUAUCUUCGAGCACUCCGUGUCAACAAGGCAGCCAAAAGCAGCAGCAACAGCAACAGCAACACAGUAGUAGUACACAACAUUGCAAUCCUCACCAGCACCACCAUCAUAAUCAUCACCAGCAACAGUUACCACAGUCCACACAACAGAUUGAACUGGAUAUCGAAGCUGAUAUAGCACGUCUUAUUAGUAACGCUAUAGCAGCAGAUACGACAGUAUCAAGUGGAGGAAGUAGUGGUAACGAUACCAAUAGUGCAAAUGAUGGGGCGACUGGGAACGGCAGCAACGGCGGCAGUUCCAGUCUAGUUCAAGAUCAAGAUACUACGUCCAGGCACACGUCGCCGUGGAAUGACAUUGUUGACUGGUUUGACACUGCUUGCUCCACGAAUAAACAUCAAGAGACCAAUAUCUACACCGUUUAUUCGACAAGCUCGCCAGUGCAGACCCAACAACAUAGUUCCGCAAUUCCCAACUUGUUAACGUACUCGCCUUUAUUGCAAGCGAGGUUACAAGCAGGUAAUGCGGAAGCUCCAUCAUCAACAAGCACUUAUCCGCCUGUCAGUCCGCCGGGAAGAGUCUCCACAUCAGGUAGUCCUGACCAAAAUUUACAUUCCUCGUACAAUGCUCCAUCACAUUCCCGGAAAAGGUCACGAGGAAGCCAAGGAGCACAAAACCCCGCGAAAAAAGCUGCCGCCGCAAUAUCUUAUAGUAACGACGCCAGCAUGGCAGGCGGCAAAGAGAAGCCAGUGCAUCGGUGUUCAAUUUGUAGUAGAGGUUUCUUGAACAAAAGUAAUAUUAAAGUGCAUCUACGAACUCAUACAGGUGAGAAGCCGUUUAAAUGUACAACUUGCGAGAAGACAUUCAGGCAAAAGGCACAUUUAAUUAAACAUCAACAAAUCCAUAAAAGGGGCAGCAGAGAUUAAGCUUCCUCCCCUGAUUUGAAGUACCUAAAUUUGUUGAUGUACCUACUUUGUUAGUAGUAAUUAUAAUUAUAAAGAUUGUAAAUUUAUGUUAGUUGUAAGGGUAUUAUAGUUAAUUUAUAUAAUUUAUUAAUAUGUAAUAUUCUCAAUAACCGAGAAAUUAAUUGUAAAAGAUUAAGGAAAAACGCACGCUAAAUGGUUGAGGGAGGAGCGGUCGCAGCUCCAUCGAGGCUGAUAUAGCGCAUCAGUAACGCUAUAGUUGCAGAUAUGACAGUAUCAAAUGAAGGUAGUAAUGGAAAUGAUACUAAUAGUGCAAACGAUGGAACUACUGGAAAUGGCAGCAAUAGCUGUAGCUCCAGCUUAGUUCAGGACCAGGAUACUUUAUUGCAAGCGAGGUUAAAAGUAGGACUACUCGAUGUGGAGACUCUCCCAGGCGGACUGACAGGUUGAUAAGCACUUGUUGACGAUGGAGUUACCUACUUUUAACCUCGCUUGCAAUAAAGUAUUUUGGUCCUGAACUAAGCUGGAGCUACCGCUAUUGCUGCCAUUUCCAGUCGUUCCAUCGUUUGCACUAUUAGUAUCAUUUCCAUUACUACCUUCAUUUGAUACUGUCAUAUCUGCAACUAUAGCGUUACUGAUGAGACGCGCUAUAUUAGCCUCGAUGUAGUUACGAGCGCUCUUCCCUCAACCAUUUAGCGUGCGUUUUUCCUUAAUCUUUUACAAUUAAUUUCUCGGUUAUUGAGAAUAUUGCAAAACGGUAUGUUACUUUUAUGUUCAUCUCAAUCCGCUCUACGUCCUCAUGAGAGAUUGUAAAGGUGAUCUGGGACACCAUGUAUAUAUAAUAAGUGUGUAUAUAAUUUAUUUAAAUGUAAUAUUAGGCGAAAGCUAUUCUUAUCGGUAAUUCACGAUCAGAACGAGAGAUGUUCGACAGAUCAAGUGUACAAUUAUAUAAAAUACACAACAGUCAUAUUUAAUUAAGUGUGCUACGACAAACAACAUAAACGUAGAGGAACGAAGGUUGCUCUCUUACGGCGAAGAGGCUACCAACAUCGUAAAGGAGAUAUUAGAGUGUAUCUAAUUUGGAGAAAACAAUUUAAACAACGCAAAUUACAAAAAAACUACUUGUUCUGACGAAAGUCUGAGAGAGCUUCUUGAUACCUUUAUUCAAGGUGAAAUAUUUAAUACUCAGCCGCAAAUACAGGAAACACCACUAUGCUUUUUGCCUGAAUGUCUUCUCGCAAGUUCGAGCCAGCUUGUUAUCUGAGAGAUUGGACGGCGCAAGAUUGCUGCUGCUUGCGUAUUGAGAGAUAUCAGACGUAUUUACCUCAUCUCUAUAGAUGACAAUAUGGGUACAUACGCUUUUUUUACUUAAAUUUUCAAGGGAAGUAUUCAAAAGUUCCUCAGCACGCGCAUUUGCACUAGAUGUGCUAAGUGGUGUUUCCUGUAUUUGCGGCUGAGUAUUAAAUAUUUCACCUUGAAUAAAGGUAUCAAGAAGCUCUCUCAGACUUUCGUCAGAACAAGUAGUUUUUUUGUAAUUUGCGUUGUUUAAAUUGUUUUCUCCAAAUUAGAUACACUCUAAUAUCUCCUUUACGAUGUUGGUAGCCUCUUCGCCGUAGGAGAACAACCUUCGUUCCUCUUUUAUGUUGUUUGUCGUAGCACACUUAAUUAAAUAUGACUGUUGUGAAUUUUAUAUAAUUGUACACUUGAUCUGUCGAACAUCUCUCGUUCUGAUCGUGAAUAUUAAAUUACUACGUGAAUAUUAAAUUACUACUGAUCGUAAUAUUAUUAAAUUUUCAGAUUACUUACAUCGUACAUAUUUAAAAUAAAAAUAGCUUUCGCUUAUAAGUAUAGUUUAUAACUACCUUGUCAAUAGUUAAUCUACGUUGUCCUUGUUAAUAGUUAUUAUAUCUUAAAAGUACUUAUAUUAUAAGUGUUUAUAUUAAAGAUUUAUUAAAGAUUUUCCGUUUCUAUACAGUGAUAUACACUACGUGUAUAUUUUUACAAAUAAAUAUAUUGACAGAAAGUAUAUAUUUAAUUGACGAAAUAUUUUGUAUGAUUAUUCGAGUGCGCAGGAAUCUCACGGCUCUUGAUGUUGAUUGUAGAACUUACUCUCUAAAUUUUCUGGAAUAAAAAGUGGUGACAUUUUCACUCACGAGGCGAUAGUGAAAAUACUGCCACUUGUAAUCGCAAAAAUGAAUGUUCCGCUCAAAAUCAGAAUGGAUUUUGGUUCCAUACGAAUGGAUAUUUCAAUCAACCGGAGUGAAUAUGUUUCUCUAAUGGUGCAUCAUUCACUCUUCAGUUUUUAGUGAAAAUAUUCAUACAACGAUUUGAAGUGGAUCUUUCGCUUUAUACGAACGAAAGAUGACUCGAAUUCGAGUAACUCGGCUGUCAUUCUGCUUUGCGAGUGAAAUCUCAUACCAGAAAAUUUAGGGAAUACGAUACGUGUUGUAUAUUUCUCUCAUUGAUCGAUAAUCGCUCAUCUUGUAGCGUCCGUUGAGUCGUACUGUUCGGUAAAUAUAAUAAUUAAUUUGUAUAAAGACGGAAUAUAUGCAUUAUAUAUAAAAUCAUGUUCAAUACAAUGAUUGUUACCGCGUUA
Odontomachus brunneus is the source of this 6208-nucleotide messenger RNA. RefSeq lists its product as uncharacterized. Lineage: Eukaryota; Metazoa; Arthropoda; Insecta; Hymenoptera; Formicidae. The record is from RefSeq and is a predicted model, not a curated record. Gene Ontology annotation, cellular component: nucleus. Gene Ontology annotation, biological process: embryonic pattern specification; embryonic hindgut morphogenesis; embryo development. The coding region runs from base 1 to 3615 and encodes 1204 amino acids. Gene Ontology annotation, molecular function: DNA-binding transcription factor activity, RNA polymerase II-specific; RNA polymerase II transcription regulatory region sequence-specific DNA binding. The transcript has 2 exons.